AAAACGCAGCGAGAUGGGAAACCGCAUGUUGACGUCAUAUGUGUGCGACACAGUCAAAGGAAGUUUCAGGAAGUUGUUUGCUGGGCGCAACGUGAGGGUGGAAGCCGGCUUGUAGUUGAAGUCUUUGAAUCGCCAGGGCUCAUUUGGAAUGGAUUAUUUAUCAAACUCUGGAGCCCUUGCUCUUGCAGCAGGAAUAGCGUGUGGUGUCUUUCUAGGCUGGAACAUGCGUGGCCGUUAUGGGUGCUCCCGAACCAUAAAGACCAUUGUUGCCAACGAGGCAGGAAGUGAAACCAGUAUUAUGGGAGAAAGCGGAGAGUUCAAAAUGAUAAUAGUUGUCCGCAAUGAUCUGAAAAUGGGAAAGGGCAAAGUAGCUGCACAGUGUUCACAUGCUGCUGUAUCUGCCUACAAACAACUUUUAAAGAGAAAUCCUGAAAUGCUUAAGCAAUGGGAAUAUUGUGGACAACCAAAGGUGGUUGUAAGAGCACCAGACGAAGAUUCUUUGGUAGAACUUCUCAGACAUGCUAAGGAGCUAGGAUUGACCAUUAGUUUGAUUCAGGAUGCAGGCCGUACACAGAUAGCGCCAGGAUCUAGAACAGUGCUCGGCGUUGGACCAGGACCUGCUGACUUAAUUGACAAAGUGACUGGACAUUUAAAGCUCUACUGAGAUUAAUGACAAGUUUGUUUUGGGGGGAAGCAACCAUUUUGUAACACCAAUGGCAAUGUAUUAACAUUACCAGUAUAAAGAAAUAUUUUAAAUGCUAAA
This is a messenger RNA of Spea bombifrons (plains spadefoot toad), 763 nucleotides long. RefSeq names its product peptidyl-tRNA hydrolase 2 (gene PTRH2). Gene Ontology annotation, molecular function: peptidyl-tRNA hydrolase activity. The record is from RefSeq and is a predicted model, not a curated record. The coding region runs from base 149 to 664 and encodes 171 amino acids. Gene Ontology annotation, cellular component: cytosol; mitochondrion. The transcript has 2 exons. Gene Ontology annotation, biological process: positive regulation of anoikis; negative regulation of anoikis. Lineage: Eukaryota; Metazoa; Chordata; Amphibia; Anura; Pelobatidae.